AUGGGAUCUCCUGGAAGCAAACUGACAGAAGACAAAGAACAAGACUACACCCCGUCCAGAUACAAGCUCCUCCGCAUCGUCACUAAUGCCCAGAAGUUCAUGCAAUGCUGUUGGCCAUGCAGGACAAAGAUCUCAGGUGAGGAGAAGCCAGUGAACAAAGAGCUACAAGAGAGGGCCAAACGUCUCAAAAUCAGAAAUGAACUCAGACAGAACGGGCUGGGAGUGGCCACAUCUGUGAAGACUGCAAACUUGUCUCAGCACGGUGCCUCUGGGGUAUCGAGUUUUGCUCCAGAGAUCAAAACCAAAUCCGACUCUGCAACCAUUUCAAGAGCAGCUUCUCAGGCCAGUAUUGCAUCUGCACUUGAGCAGGUGAAAGAGAUCCUGGAUGAAGCAGAAGUAACAGUUGCCCGAUCUUCCAGCCUGAGCAAAGAUGAGGCUGAGGUUCUUGUAAGCAAACUGAGUUAUAAGAGUGAAGCGGAUGCAGUGUCUAUCUACUCCAUGAUGUUGGACGAGAUGGAUGAAAUCCGACACAGAAACUCUCUGGACUCUGAUGAGCGUAACGUAAGCGCUGAUAUAGAAAAGAUGGAGAAAGAGGCUGCCUGUCAUUUGGAGAAGUUGGUGUCCAUGCCUAAUGACAUCCAAGAGGGAUGUCAUCAGAAAUUGUCCCAGGACAUCUCCAAUGGACAACACAAGGAUGUGAAUGAGGCGCUUCAACAGGUCGUUGUGCACAACAUGAGCCCCAGAAACUCUAUUGGAGCCUGGAAAUUUGGCAGAAAGAAAAACUGCAAAAAGUCCUCUGUAUGUCCACGGACCCCCAGACCCACUAUACAGGCACACGCUAUACCCCUCCCCACCCAACAACUGCAGAAUGUGGUGGGAGACAGACCACAUCAGAUCCUUGGCUUAUGA
Molecule: messenger RNA, 909 nt
Organism: Knipowitschia caucasica
Lineage: Eukaryota; Metazoa; Chordata; Actinopteri; Gobiiformes; Gobiidae
Source: the annotation of a GenBank genome assembly